This is a messenger RNA of Thecamonas trahens ATCC 50062, 1765 nucleotides long. RefSeq lists its product as uncharacterized. The record is from RefSeq and is a predicted model, not a curated record. Bases 1 to 1146 code for a protein of 381 amino acids. NCBI's taxonomy places the organism in Eukaryota, Apusomonadida, Apusomonadidae. The transcript has 2 exons.
AUGAUGGUGAUGGGCAUGGGCAUGGGCAUGGGCAUGGGCAUGGGCAUGGGCAUGGGCAUGGGCAUGGGCAUGGGUUUGGGCAUGGUGAUGGGGCAGAGCGGAUGGGGCGAGCUGGAGACAGUUGACGCGCUCACUCGCCGCAUGCUUCAUCCGCCAGCCGAUGUGUGGACGAGUGGCGAGCUCGAUGUCGAGGUUACUUGGAAUGAUGGCGAAUGGGAGGUUGUUUAUGGCGGUCAAGAUGCCGAGGAUACAGUGUAUGCUGCUGGUUUCUCCUUUGCCUCACCGGGUUGGUCGCCGGAGCUCGCCGCUGCCGUGCCCAUGCUCGCUGCAUCGGAGAGAGCCAUGGCCCGAGUGGUGACCGACGAUCCGGGAGCGUUUCUCGCUGGCAAGCAGGCAGUGCUUGUGGGCGCACCACCGUCAGGCAUCGAGGGCUUUUCUCGCCCGACAACAGCUGUCGGCAUCCCGCUGGCACACAAGCACGGGGUGGCGACGGUCAUGAUCGAGGCGCCCAUGUACGGCCGGCGGCGGGCAGCACACCGCAAGACCGGCAACGCGGCGCGGUUCGAAGGCGCGGCCGACCUUAUGGCGCAGGCCGCGGUCAUUGCCCACGAGCAGCGGGCCAUGCUCGAGUGGCUCCGCAAUGACAUCGGCGCUUCGAACCUGGUGGUCGGCGGCCUCUCGUACGGCGGCCUCAUGUCGUCCAUCGUGGCCACCACGCUGCCGUACGAGACCGGGUUAGUUGUCGGCUUUGCGCCAGUCUCACCCGAGCGGGUCUUUGCCGAUCCGGCCACGGUCAUGGGCCGCACCGUUGACUACGCCAAGCUUGGCGCCGACGAUGGGACCGAUGCCGAGACGGCGCGGGCGAAGCUUGCGGCGUACCUCCGCGAGGACGCCUCGCUCGCGGUUCGCCCGCUCCCGAUUGCCACUCAAGUGCCUGGCCGCAUCGAGGCGCUGUCGGCAGUCCACGACGGCUUUGUCCUCCCGGAAAUGAGCAUCGCCCUCCACGAGCACCUCAUGCUCCCCGAGUCGGCCAUCACCUGGUGCGUCGGUGGCCACGCGUCGUCGUUCAUUCUGCAUACACGAGAGUUUUGCCGCGCUGUGGCCCGGGUUGCCGCUGCCCACGUUCCGCCUUCGACUCGGCUGUGAGCGCUUAUCAUUUCGGUCUUCAGCCGUUGGUUACGUCGCCGAGCGGCGUGCGCUGUGCUGCAAACGGCGAUCGCGCCGCCUUGCGCCAUCGAGCCGUCCGCGGCUGUGACUUGAUUUUGAGCGGCGUGGCGUCCUCAGGCGCACCAGCCGGCACCGGCGACGAAUCACAACAGUCGCUUGCGUCCGAGGCCGACUCGUCACCCAGCCCACACGAGAGGUCAUCAGCGUCGCACAUGACCGACGUGUCGAGGCGAGGCGCGGCGAGCGGCGAGGCGAGCACGCCCGGAUUGGUGGUCAGCUCGGUGACCGGCGGGCGGAGCCACGGAUCCGAACGCGAGGCCAGCGCGGCAAGGCGGUGGACAGGCGGGGUGCUUGGAUCCGGAAGCACCGACUGAGGAGACUCGGAGCUCGCGCUGCCGGACGCCGGCCAGUCAUCCAGUCCGUCUUCGGUCAGCUGCGACGACGACGACGACGGGGCAAGAUCGAUCGGCCCCAGAUUGACCACCACCUCUUCGACUGGCAUCCGCUCGCUGUUCGCAUUGCCGCAGCCGUGCUUGCCAACGUCGACCGGGGUGGCCGGCGCCGCGGCAGGUGCAUGGGUAAACGCCGACAUUCCUUC